UCGCCGUUUUAAGUCUUUGAACAUGCACAACCAAGAGCACAACCUCCAUGGGAACCGCAUAUAAAUGCGGGCCAGCAGCUACCUGCGUCUACUUGAGUGAAGAGGGGCGUAGCGAGUGCUUCUCUUUGGUGCAAGCAUAUAGAAGAACGCCCUUGCAAAUUGACUAGGCACAGAAAAAGGCGAAGAAGAAGCACAAAAGUGAAAAGAGUGGCUAUCUAAUGCUGAAAGCGGUGAGUUGGUUAAUUGUGUACAUAUGUAGGCUGCUUUUAAAAUUGGGGCGCUUAUCUUUAGAACAAGCGUCGCCAUGUCUUUGAAUGGAACAACUUGGACCAUGAGACUGAAACAGCGACCAAACUCUUCCACCAUCCAAAUCGCAACCACCUUAGCGCCUUUCUACUGUUGUCUACAGCAGCAAAGUCUUCAAAAGACUCGACGAGUAUCUCCUUCAGGAUGCCGGGCAAUCAGCAGCAAACAGCUCGAGGAAACCGCGCCGCCCUUGGGAAAGUCACGGCUGGGCGCGCUGCGGCGUCGCUAUAGAUGCCCUCGAGGGCUGUGGCAAAGAGUAUCCUUCAGACCCCUGCUUCGCUGAUCUUCAAGUGUUUGAAGCAGGCGAUGCAAGUGGCAACUGAAGAAGAAGAGGCGGGGUUACUCUCCUUGUGUCCACGCUUUGCCAGACAGCUGCUCGGGGUGAAGGUGGCCUCGAAUUACCCGAGGCCGCUCCACCUCGACAGCUUCCCGAAGUCGGGAGCCCAUCGCCUCCAGACGAUCCAUCACGAGACAGGACGCGUCGCGGAUAAUUACGCGGAAAGCAAAGCAAAGGCACUAAAUUAGUACGUUUUUGCUUUUAACUUCUCCACUGUUCAGUCUUUCAGCUUCUUAGUCAGCUACUGUCUCAUGUUCGCUCAUAAGGUCUUGCUUCUAAAUCACGGCAGUCGCAUGUGUUAGCUUUACUACAGAACAACCUAAAGAAAAAGGCUCAACGUCAACUCUUUCUCUUGUAUUAACCUUGAAGGCAACGGCUUCGAGAAGAAACAGACGAACAUGCUGGAGAGUGCGUCUGACGAGCGCACUCUUCGACGCUGGUGGAUGUGGGUACAGAGCCAAACGGGUGACGUCGCUGCUCUCAAAACUCUCUGGGAUGAGUAUGCCGCCAAUUACCCCCGUGGUGAAGUGA
Molecule: messenger RNA, 1174 nt
Organism: Amoebophrya sp. A25
Lineage: Eukaryota; Dinophyceae; Syndiniales; Amoebophryaceae
Source: the annotation of a GenBank genome assembly